Scomber japonicus (chub mackerel) is the source of this 4159-nucleotide messenger RNA. It is a transcript of the gene myrf, whose product is annotated as myelin regulatory factor. Gene Ontology annotation, cellular component: nucleus; endoplasmic reticulum membrane. The transcript has 27 exons. NCBI's taxonomy places the organism in Eukaryota, Metazoa, Chordata, Actinopteri, Scombriformes, Scombridae. Gene Ontology annotation, biological process: protein autoprocessing; central nervous system myelin maintenance; positive regulation of DNA-templated transcription. The record is from RefSeq and is a predicted model, not a curated record. The coding region runs from base 28 to 3105 and encodes 1025 amino acids. Gene Ontology annotation, molecular function: sequence-specific DNA binding; DNA-binding transcription factor activity.
UGGAUUUUUUAUGUGGGACCCGCUAGGAUGGACGUGGUAGAUGAAACAGAAGCGUUACAGAGAUUUUUUGAAGGUCAUGAUAUUAUAAGUUCUCUGGAGCCAGCCAACAUCGACACCAGUAUCCUGGAAGAGUACAUCAGCAAGGAGGACGAUAGCACUGACAUCUGUUUCUCAGAGGUCCACAGCACCCCAGGACCAAAUUAUUCAUCUCCCCAGGCAGGAGUGUCCUCUGGGGGGUUGGUGUGUGGUGUGAGCCCCCCUAUUCCACUAAGGCAAGGAGCCCCUCCGCCUGGGCCCCCUAACUGUCAGAACGCCUACCCUCCAGGUCCAUCUCUGGGCCUCCGACACAGCUACCCCUGCCUGGGACAACAGCAGCACCAACAACACCAGCAGGCUCACGUCAAGCCUGAGCACAGGGGGCACUACGCUCCAGGGACACUACCUGAGUCUCCUCCAGACUCCAGCUCAGAGCCAUACUCUCCUCAGCAGGUGAAUGAUCCUCACAUGAUCAGGACCAUGACACCAGAGAACAUGUGUCACAUGACUCCGACACCACCCCUCCCACACGGGCACUAUUCCAGCAUGCAUCGGGACAUGUACCUGAAGCCUGAGCCCAUGAUAUCACAGUAUCCUAUUGGUCCAGCCACAAGCGGAAGUGGAGACAUGCAGCAGACACAGAUGCUCCAUCAGCUGCUGCAGCAUCCUCAGGGACAGGAUGGGAUCCCCGUUCACCAGGCUAAGAAGAGGAAGCACUCAGACUCUCCCAACAGCACCCUCAAUUCCCAAAUCCUCACAGGUAUCAUCAAACAAGAACCAGGUAUAAUGCAGGAUGCAGACAACGCCUACUUGGACCCAAACUAUCAGUGCAUAAAGUGGCAACCUCACCAGCAGAACAAGUGGACACCACUUUAUGAUGCAAACUGCAAAGAGCUUCCGAUGCCGACUUAUCGUGUCGACGCUGACAAGGGCUUCAACUUCUCCCUGGCUGAUGAUGCUUUUGUCUGCCAGAAGAAGAACCAUUUCCAGGUCACAGUGUACAUCGGCAUGCUGGGCGAUCCCAAGUAUAUAAAGACGAGUGACGGCCUGCAGCCCAUCGACUGCUUUUACCUCAAACUCAACGGAGUAAAAGUGGAGGCUAUGAACCAGUCCAUCAGCGUGGAACAGUCACAGUCUGACCGCAGCAAGAGACCCUUCAAGCCAGUGCUGGUCACUCUGCCCCCGGAGCAGGUCACAAAGGUCACAGUGGGGCGGCUCCACUUCAGCGAGACCACAGCAAAUAACAUGAGGAAGAAGGGCAAACCGAACCCCGACCAGAGGUAUUUCAUGCUGGUGGUGGCGCUGCACGCUCAGUCCCACAGUCAGAGCUACACUGUGGCUGCUCAAGUGUCUGAGAGGAUCAUCGUCAGGGUAACGUCUGGCCAUGCGUCCAACCCAGGCCAGUUUGAAAGUGACAACGAGGUGCUGUGGCAGCGUGGUCAAAUGCCUGACUCAGUCUACCACCACGGGAGAGUCGGCAUCAACACUGACCGGCCAGACGAGGCCCUCGUCGUCCAUGGCAACGUGAAGGUCAUGGGCUCCCUGGUACACCCGUCUGACAUCAGGGCCAAAGAAAAUGUCCAGGAGGUGGACACCACAGACAAUUUGAAACGGAUUUCUCAGAUGAGGCUGGUCCAUUAUCAAUACAAGCCAGAGUUUGCUGCCACCGUGGGCAUAGAGACCACUGCAGAGACUGGAGUGAUCGCCCAAGAGGUCCAGCAAAUCCUGCCUGAAGCAGUGAAGGAGGGCGGUGAUGUAGUUUGUGCCAAUGGAGAAACCAUCCCCAACUUGUUAGUCGUCAACAAGGACCGUAUCUUCAUGGAGAACGUGGGAGCAGUGAAGGAGUUGUGCAAGCUGACAGACAACCUAGAGACUCGUAUAGAUGAACUAGAGCGCUGGAGCCGCAAACUGGCCAAACUCCGACGUCUUGACAGCAUGAAGAGCACCGUGAGUGGAGGCACUGUCAGCCAAUCAGGGAGUUAUUUUAGUAGGACAGGAAGUGGCCCGCUCAAGAAGAAGACAGUCAAACCUGGGAGCAAGAAUUCGCUUCCAGAUCAAGGCUGCAUCAGUCAGAAGUUCAUGCAAGGGACCAUCCUGGCACUGGUCAUCGUCAUGGCUUUCAGUGUCAUUUCCAUGUCCGUCCUUUACGUACUGACUCUUCACCACAGAGGAGGCGCCACAGAGAAAGAUGGCUAUGUUUCUCCCUGUGUUCUCCACAUCUCUUGGAUGCCCGUCUUCACUGCCACUGUUACUUUCUGUCCACCUGUCUGCCCAUGGUCCAGAGCUGCACUGGGAUCCUCACGCAAGAGUCCAUAUACUCCACUGCCCACCACUGCUGCACCAGCUUGUUGUUCAACCACAGGCACAAACAACCAGUCAGCUACAGUUCUGACAUUAAAUAACAACCAAUCCACACCAGAUCUAAGCAGCCUGGUUCCCACACCUGGGACUAUUAAUAAGAAGGCCAAAUCCAGGCUAAAUGACAAGGACGUCCGCAAUAGAAACCGUCUUAGUCACACCUCAGCGCCCUUGUACUUUGCCAAGGCCAAAAGGCCUGCACCUACAGAUCUGGACGGAGUGGGAGCUACCAACCGUCUGCCUGGGGGUCAGCAGCCAAUGCCACGCAGACAGCGCAGCAUACACACAAAGGGAGGAAAGUUGGCUCCCUCUCUGACUAGUCUACAUAUCGUGGAGACAAACCAAGAAAUCACAGCACAAAGCUGUGCAACACCCGAAAGCUGCAGCUACACAAUAUCCCUCCAAGGAAAGAGAAAUUCCUCCAUCUCACAAAUCACAUUGCACAUGACGUCCACAAACAGCGUGUUUGUACGACAAUGUGGAGCCACCAAGGGACGUUUGUGCCCCAACCACACAGAGAUGGAGCUCUAUGAUGGACAAAGUACAUCAACAAAGGGGACUCAUCACCUGUGGUCAGUGCCUGUGCUGUCUUUCCAGGACGUCACCUAUCACUUCCGUGUCUCCCUGUCUAGUGAAGUGAGUUGCGCCACUGAAGGAGAGAUCUCAUCAUAUUCAGACUACCAUUUUCUCAUUGAAAGCAGCUGUGUGUGAGUGGGAAGACGACGUGUGUCCCAGUGCCUUUACAAUACACCACAAUUCUCUUUUGGUGGUUUUCAUUUGUGAUGGGAUUUGUCUCAUUACUGUACAUUAUUUUUAAAAGCGAUUGAUAAAGAACAAACUAUAUACCACUGUCCCCAUUGUAAUCCUCUCCAUAUGCAUUAAGACAUCUCUUUUUGCUGUGAUCACUGGAGUUUUAAACACUGUUUAAGUUUGUUUUUUUUAAUUAUUUUUCACUGAAAAUGUCAGUUUUAAAUCACUGUAAUUUGUUAACUGCUAUUGUGAAAGUAACGUCCAUGACUUUAUAGCUUAUAUUACUGAUCACUGUGUCUUCCAUACUUAAGCCAUAAUUACUUCCUUCUUCUUCUUUUUUUUUUUAGCAGAAUUCAAGUUUCUAAAUGAAGUCCAGGCUAAGAUACUGUAGAUGACACUGCACACAUUUUUUUAGUUUUGUAUAUACACUGAAUCCAGUGUCGACUGAACACAAAAACACUUUUUAUACACUGGAGAGAUCAUUGGAUUCUGCUAUAGGCCUCUGUGAAUGGUUGCUUACUCGCAUUCAGAAUAUACCUCAGUAGUCCACACUGGCAAACCCUGCCUCUCAACAGUAACGCAUUGUGUUCGAGGCUGAGCAAAAAAACUCACUGAACAGAGAGGGAAAUAUUGUGCAUUUGUAUCUCUUCAUCCAAUGAAACAUCAAAUUGUUACAUAAAACAAGUAAUGCAUACGCAGCCUAUUACAUCUUUAAGGAGUGAUAAUGAUGAUGUCUGUGUGGUAGUUUGCAGGGAUACAUUUGAAGAGCACUGAGUCAUACUGAUUUCAGCAGAUUCACUGGAUGACAUGCGAUAAGACUGGAUAAAUUAACGAAUCACUGGAAGUUAAUGCAUAGAAACACUGACAGCUCUUAGCAUUUGAUAGUGCAUUUACAACACUGUCCAACACUGACAAUAUUUCAAGAAACACUGGAAUAGCUUACACUGUAUGUAGUUAACUGGACAGAAUGCUGGUAUGGCAAAAAAAAGGCAUACCAUUUAAGGUGCAUGCCCAA